CACCACUCAUUCUCGGGCCGCCACCGCCGCUGCCGCCUCUCCGCCCUCACCACCACCAGUCACCACCACCAGUCAUCACCACAAGGCAACACCACCAGCACCAGCACCACCAGACGCCCACUUCACCAUGUCGGAGGAGGGCUACCUAAGCUUUCUGUUGGGGUUGGCGCUGCCCGGCUCCCCCCACAGCAACCCCCACCACUACCUCCACCAGAAGCUGCAGUCCGACAUGUCUGCGACCGCCCCCGACAACGGCACCGACUCCAACGCCUGGCAGGGGGAGGAUACGAUCAUUGAGCCGCCGUACUCGCUCCAGGGGGUGUGGUGGCUGCUGUGGAUGGUGUGUCUGGAGUACGUGGCGCUGUGGUGGCAGGGUGAGGCGCUCCCCUGCCUCCACGACAACGUGCUGUGUAUGGUCCACGCCACCUUCUACGAGAUUACCAAGGUCAUCGUCCGCGGGCUCGAGUUCGGUGUCUACACUUACUUAUGGCAAAACUACGCCGUCCUCCCUUCCCUCGGAGACUCCCUGCUGGCGGUGGUGGCGCUGGUGGUGGCGGUAGACCUCGUGUACUACUGGUUGCACCGCGCGAGCCAUGAGAUUAUGAUGCUAUGGGCCAUUCACCAAGUCCAUCACAGCAGCCAGGACCUCACUAUGGCCGUGGGUAUGAGGCACUCCCCCCUGCAGCGUCUCUUCACAUGGGUCUUCUACCUCCCCCUCGCCUUCCUCGGAGUCCCCCCUACCCAUAUGCUCGCCCACGCCCAGUUCAACCUCCUCUACCAGUGCUGGAUUCACACGGAGGCCAUUGGUUCCCUGGGCCCGCUGGAGUAUGUGUUCAAUACCCCGACGCAUCACCAGGUUCAUCAUGCGUCCAACAAGUACUGCCUCGACAAGAACUACGGCGGGGUCUUCAUCAUCUGGGACCAGCUCUUCGGCACCUUCCAGGCCCAGGACGUAAGCCAGAAGACCGUCUACGGCAUCCUGGUGCAGCCCGAGAAGUUCGACCCUCUCUUCAACCAGGUGUUCUACUUCAGGUCAAUGGUGAGGAAGGCGAAGAGCAUGAAGACUUGGCGUGACGCUUUUGUGGCCAUGUUCAAGGGACCAAGCUGGCUGCCCGGCGCCCCCUGGACCGGCUGGGACCACGACAAGCCUAAUAUCCACCACCCACGUGAGUACAGGAAGCCCACAGCCACCACCGCCGUCCACAUCUACGUCAUCACCCACUUCUUGGCCACCCUCGCCCUCACCUCCCGUCUGGCCGCCCAUGCCGGUGACAGGCAGGCAGCGGUUCUCCUGUACAGCGGCAGCGUGGUGGCGGCCCUCUCCUCGGCGGGCCUGAUGUACGACCAAACCAGCUGGACACGCAAGGUCGAGUCCGGCAGAUGCCUCUUCGGUCUCAUUCUCGGCUUCCUCGUCGCCCCGCCCACCGCCGCCGCUAACCUGCUGCCCCUGCUCUUCACCCUCUACGUCCUGUCCCUCCUCCUGUGGCUCUGGUGUCCCUCCGUGGUGAUGUGUGCCCGCGUGGAGCCGUGUUCGGUCGGCAAUAAGCUACAGUGUUUCGAGGGAGGGUCGUGCGCUCCGAAGCUUCAGUGCUACCAGGGCGGGCAGCAGCAGGCGCCGAAGCUGCAGUGUUACGAGGGAGGUUUGCAGAAGAAGGAGGAGGGGGCGAAGCAGGCAACGACAACACCGGCAGAUAAGAAACAUGAGUAGAGGUUGACAUGACCAUUGUGUGUGUGUGUGUGUGUGUGUGUGAUGAACGUGUGUGUGUGUGUGUGUGAUGAACGUGUGUGUGUGUGUGUGUGUGUGAGAUGGUGAUGAACGUAUGUGAUGUGAAUUGGUUAUGUUAUUGUUUCAGUAGUUUUGUUUUUGUUAUCAUUAUUAUUAUUGUUGUUAUCUUUGCUUAUAGUUUAUAUUAACGAGAUUAUCGACCGAGUAUCAUGUGUUCAUUAGUUAAGGAAAGAUGUUUUUUUUUAUUAAUUCUUUUUUUUUUUUUUAGUGUGUGUGUGUGUGUGUGUGUGUGUGUGUGUGUGUGUGUGUGUGUGUGUGUGUGGACUUUUUGACGGAAUGAACAGUGACUUAUUUUUUCUGCUUGUUCGGUGUAAAACCAUCACGAUAAAGGAUGUUGCACGUGAACUUGCGGAGUGUCAAGAUCUGUAUUACCAUGGAUUCUCGGUAGUAAGGUUUUAUAAGGUAGAGGGCAGCGUUGGCAAAUUAUCGUACUCAGCAUAUAGCCUAUUCGUAGUUUCUGACCGAUAACUAUAGCGAAAAUGAACGAAAACCACCAAUAUUUAACAGUUUUAACGAUAACUUUAAUUUUCUAGCGUUAUGUGUGUGGUUACGACCGUUUUGGAGCCUAAAAAUGAUAAAUGCGAUUGUCAGAGUACGACGAUUUGGCAACGCUGGUAGAGGGAACAACGUAGCAGCGGAGGUGUUAAAAAACAUCUAUACUUUAGGGGCUGAUCAGCAUUGUUCAUCAUAAGGUUAAUUACUUCAUCCUGCCAUACAUUAUUUGUCUUUGUAUUGAGCGCCGUUGCCAGAUUAUCGUACACACCUUUCAUUAUUUGUCUAUGUAUUGAGCACCGCUGCUAGAUUAUCGUACUCAGAGCAUAGUAUUUACCGGUUUCUGACGCCUAACUACUGCCAAGAAACAUCAGGAAUUAACUAUUUUAACGAUAAUAAUUAUAAAUGAAUCUCCUUAUUUGGGUCCACGAGACGAGUGUUCUUAUUAUGUGUUUAUGUUUAUGGGGGGGUGGGAUAUGUUUCCACUAAAAUGGGGGGGACUUUUUGUUGCCCUUGAGCCGUCUCCUAUGUUGUAAUAAAUAAAAAAUAAAAAAAGGAAGAGGGGCAAGUGGCGAGCGAAGGGAGAUCGACAAAUUAAGUUGGGGAGGAGUUUUGAAAAAUUGACGUAUAUUUCAGGGUGCAUUUUCCUCCUGUCAAAACGAAACACUCACCAUCCCAGUUUUCCGUUUUGGCUUUCUCUGUAAGUUGGACGUUUUAUAAGCAGAUGCGGUCAAUAUUUUUCAUCACCUUCCAGAAAAUUGACAACUUUUUAAGGCGCUGUUUACAUUAGCACAUUUUCCGUCAAUAUUUUUCAUCAACUUCC
Molecule: messenger RNA, 3101 nt
Organism: Eriocheir sinensis (Chinese mitten crab)
Lineage: Eukaryota; Metazoa; Arthropoda; Malacostraca; Decapoda; Varunidae
Product: alkylglycerol monooxygenase-like
Exons: 9
Coding region: 128-1708 (526 amino acids)
Biological process (GO): lipid biosynthetic process
Cellular component (GO): endoplasmic reticulum
Molecular function (GO): oxidoreductase activity; iron ion binding
Source: RefSeq, a predicted model, not a curated record